Messenger RNA from Drosophila ananassae, 1635 nucleotides. RefSeq names its product tryptophan 2,3-dioxygenase (gene vermilion). The transcript is spliced from 6 exons. The record is from RefSeq and is a predicted model, not a curated record. The coding region runs from base 81 to 1223 and encodes 380 amino acids. Gene Ontology annotation, molecular function: metal ion binding; L-tryptophan 2,3-dioxygenase activity; heme binding. Lineage: Eukaryota; Metazoa; Arthropoda; Insecta; Diptera; Drosophilidae.
CUCUUCACUGGCAUCUUGGCCGGAGAUUCAGUUCGUCAGCGUCCGCCGCUCGAGGAGCAUCUGAAAAAAAUAGUAAAAAGAUGAGCUGUCCCUACGCAGGAAGCGGAAACGAUCACGAUGACGCUGCGGUUCCCCUGUCCACCGAAGUGGGCAAAAUCUACGGCGAGUACCUGAUGCUGGACAAGCUGUUGGAUGCCCAGUGCAUGCUCUCCAAGGAGGACAAGCGACCGGUUCACGACGAGCACCUCUUUAUAAUCACCCACCAGGCCUACGAACUGUGGUUCAAACAAAUUAUUUUCGAGUUCGACUCCAUCAGGGACAUGUUGGACGCGGAGGUGAUUGACGAGACCAAGACCCUGGAGAUUGUCAAAAGACUCAAUCGGGUGGUUCUCAUAUUAAAGCUCCUUGUGGACCAGGUGCCCAUAUUGGAGACCAUGACUCCUUUGGAUUUUAUGGACUUCCGAAAGUACUUGGCCCCCGCCUCAGGAUUUCAGUCCCUACAGUUCCGUCUUAUCGAAAACAAACUCGGAGUCCUCACGGAACAGAGGGUUCGAUAUAAUCAGAAGUACUCAGACGUCUUUGGGGGCGACGAAGAUGCUCUGACCGCCAUCAGGAGCUCCGAGCAGGAACCCUCGCUCCUAGAACUGGUCCAGCGUUGGCUGGAGCGCACACCCGGCCUGGAGGAGAGUGGCUUCAACUUCUGGGAGAAGUUCCAGCAGAGCGUGGACAAGUUUCUGGAGGCCCAAGUGCACAGUGCCAUGGAAGAGCCAGUGGAGCGGGCCAAGAACUACCGAUUGAUGGACAUUGAGAAGCGCCGAGAGGUCUACCGCUCCAUCUUCGACCCGGCGGUCCACGACGCUCUAGUGAGGCGGGGGGAUCGACGGUUCAGUCACCGGGCACUCCAGGGCGCCAUUAUGAUUACGUUUUACCGCGACGAGCCGAGAUUCAGCCAGCCCCACCAGCUGCUCACCCUGCUCAUGGACAUUGAUUCCCUGAUUACCAAGUGGAGAUACAAUCACGUGAUCAUGGUGCAACGCAUGAUUGGCUCCCAGCAGCUCGGCACCGGCGGCUCAUCCGGCUAUCAAUAUCUUCGCUCCACUCUCAGUGAUCGGUAUAAGGUUUUCCUGGAUUUGUUCAACCUGUCCACCUUUUUGAUUCCCCGCGAGGCCAUUCCGCCACUGGACGAGUCCAUUCGAAAAAAACUCAUCAACAAGAGCGUCUGACAUUGGUCAGGAGCUGAAUAAAAUGGAGGAAACCCCUUAAGUUCAUGCCCUGCCCCGGCUUACUAUUUGUUUUUUAUUCGUUUUUUUUUCUACAAACAAAUAUAUCACACAUAUACCUAAAUUUGAAAAAAUUGUUAAACUCUUUGUUUUCUUAAAAAUAACAAAUAUAGGUUCUAUACGUGCACUACAUUUUCAGUUUUCCUGCUUCAAAGCCCAAAAAUAUGCUCUAUAAAUCCAUUUUGAAACCUUAUUCUUCUCAUUCUAUUUAAUUUAGUUUCGCUAGUUUGCUUAAAUAUAAAACAUACAUAUUUGUAUUCCUUUCAAGAAAGAAAACAAGAAAGAAAUAUUUGAUUAUUUUUUUAAGAGAGAAACUUUUAAAUUAUAUUAUAACUACUUUUGUAAUAUUAUCGAA